Molecule: messenger RNA, 8702 nt
Organism: Myotis brandtii (Brandt's bat)
Lineage: Eukaryota; Metazoa; Chordata; Mammalia; Chiroptera; Vespertilionidae
Gene: NFAT5
Product: nuclear factor of activated T-cells 5, tonicity-responsive
Exons: 14
Coding region: 502-4989 (1495 amino acids)
Biological process (GO): cytokine production; regulation of transcription by RNA polymerase II; calcineurin-NFAT signaling cascade
Cellular component (GO): transcription regulator complex
Molecular function (GO): RNA polymerase II cis-regulatory region sequence-specific DNA binding; transcription factor binding; DNA-binding transcription factor activity, RNA polymerase II-specific
Source: RefSeq, a predicted model, not a curated record
UAAGAUGUUUUGUGGGCAGUGUUACCUGAAGUAGUUUGAAAAUGUAGCUGAGUGUCAGAAGGUGUUAUCAAGAGAUGAUGAUGCUUAGAGGAGGGCACAUGUGGUACAAUUGGGUACUAAAUACAGUCAAGACAUUAACACCAUUUGUGCAGUAAUCAUCAGAUAAUUUUCUAUGAAACAUGUUUUAUGAAAAUCUAAGUUUAGCAUAGAGACCAUUGUAGAGACAAUUCAGCCUUCUUUCAUAGGCAAUAAGUUCACAAAUACGGGCUUUAGCUCUUAAAAGUACAUGGCAGUUAUAUAAGAGAUGUAUGCUAUCCUUGGCUUUUUUUUUUUAAAUCAUUCAGCAUAAAAAGUACUUAAUGCUUUUUGUGUUUUUCAGAUUCUCUGAAGUUACACCCAUCCCAGAAUUUUCAUAGAGCUGGACUAUUGGAAGAAUCUGUCUAUGAUCUUCUCCCAAAGGAGUUACAGUUACCUCCAUCUAGAGAAACAACUGUAGCAUCAAUGAGUCAAACAAGUGGUGGUGAGGCAGGCUCGCCUCCUCCAGCUGUAGUUGCUGCUGAUGCUUCUUCAGCUCCCUCCUCUUCCUCCAUGGGCGGUGCUUGCAGCUCCUUUACCACCUCUUCCAGCCCUACCAUUUAUUCUACCUCAGUCACCGACAGCAAGGCUAUGCAAGUGGAGAGCUGCUCCUCAGCCUUGGGGGUAAGUAACAGAGGGGUAAGUGAAAAGCAGUUAACCAGUAACACAGUCCAGCAGCAUCCAUCAACACCGAAGAGGCACACAGUCUUGUACAUCUCACCACCACCUGAGGACUUGCUGGAUAACAGUCGGAUGUCCUGCCAGGAUGAGGGGUGUGGAUUGGAAUCUGAGCAGAGCUGCAGUAUGUGGAUGGAGGAUUCCCCCUCCAACUUCAGUAACAUGAGCACCAGUUCCUACAAUGAUAAUACUGAGGUACCUCGUAAAUCACGAAAACGAAAUCCAAAGCAGAGGCCGGGGGUCAAACGACGAGAUUGUGAAGAGUCUAAUAUGGAUAUAUUUGAUGCCGACAGUGCCAAAGCACCUCAUUAUGUGCUUUCUCAGCUUACCACGGACAACAAAGGCAACUCAAAAGCAGGAAAUGGAACAUUGGAAAAUCAAAAAGGAACUGGAGUAAAAAAAAGCCCUAUGUUGAGUGGACAGUAUCCUGUUAAAAGUGAGGGAAAAGAGCUGAAGAUACUUAUACAACCUGAGACCCAGCAUAGAGCUCGGUACCUGACUGAAGGUAGCCGUGGCUCAGUCAAGGAUAGAACACAGCAAGGCUUUCCUACAGUAAAGCUGGAAGGCCAUAAUGAGCCAGUAGUGUUGCAAGUGUUUGUGGGUAAUGACUCUGGUCGAGUGAAACCACAUGGAUUUUAUCAGGCCUGCAGGGUAACUGGGCGAAAUACAACUCCCUGCAAAGAAGUGGACAUUGAAGGCACUACUGUUAUAGAAGUUGGCCUUGAUCCGAACAACAACAUGACACUAGCGGUGGACUGCGUAGGGAUAUUGAAAUUGAGAAAUGCUGAUGUUGAAGCCAGAAUAGGAAUUGCUGGUUCCAAGAAAAAAAGCACUCGUGCCAGAUUGGUUUUUCGAGUUAAUAUCACAAGGAAAGAUGGCUCCACUUUGACACUGCAGACACCCUCUUCUCCGAUUUUAUGUACUCAGCCAGCAGGAGUGCCAGAAAUCUUAAAGAAAAGUUUGCAUAGCUGUUCAGUGAAAGGAGAGGAAGAAGUAUUUUUAAUUGGCAAGAACUUUCUGAAAGGAACUAAAGUGAUUUUCCAAGAAAAUGUUUCUGAUGAAAACUCUUGGAAGUCAGAAGCUGAAAUCGACAUGGAAUUAUUUCAUCAGAAUCAUCUUAUUGUAAAGGUUCCCCCAUAUCAUGACCAACAUAUAACUUUGCCAGUAUCAGUGGGAAUAUAUGUAGUGACCAAUGCUGGAAGAUCUCAUGAUGUUCAACCAUUCACUUACACUCCAGACCCAGCAGCAGCUGGUGCUUUGAAUGUAAAUGUGAAGAAGGAAAUAUCUAGUCCAGCAAGACCUUGCUCUUUUGAAGAGGCCAUGAAAGCUAUAAAGACUACUGGAUGUAAUUUAGAUAAGGUAAAUAUUCUUCCUAAUGCUCUGAUCACUCCACUCAUAUCAAGCAGUAUGAUUAAGAGUGAAGAUGUUACUCCAAUGGAAGUGACAGCAGAAAAAAGAUCUCCUAUUUUUAAGACUACAAAGACAGUUGGAUCAACUCAACAAACAUUAGAAAAUAUCUCUAACAUGACAGGAAAUGGCUCUUUUUCAUCAUCAUCAUCUUCUCACUUACCCUCUGAAAAUGAAAAGCAGCAGCAGAUUCAGCCCAAGGCAUACAAUCCAGAAACCCUGACAACUAUCCAAACACAGGACAUUUCACAGCCUGGUACCUUUCCAACAGUUUCUGCUUCUAGUCAGCUGCCUAACAGUGAUGCACUACUGCAGCAGGCCACACAGUUUCAGACAAGAGAAACUCAAUCUAGAGAGGUAUUACAGUCAGAUGGAACUGUGAUUAAUUUGUCACACCUGACUGAGGCAUCACAACAACAGCAGCAGUCACCACUACAAGAACAAGCACAGACUUUACAGCAGCAGAUUUCAUCAAGUAUGUUCCCAUCACCAAGUAGUGUGAGUCAGAUACAGAACACGAUUCAGCAGUUGCAAGCUGGAAGUUUUAGCGGCAGUACUGCUAGUGGCAGCAGUGGAAAUGUUGACUUGGUUUUAGAGGCACAACAAGUUUUAGAGGCACAACAAGUUUUAGAGGCACAACAACAGUUAUCUUCAGUUUUGUUUUCUACUCCAGAUGGUAAUGAGAAUGUUCAAGAACAGCUUAGUGCAGACAUUUUUCAACAAGUCAGUCAAAUUCAAAAUAGUGUAAGCCCUGGAAUGUUUUCUCCGACAGAGCCAGCAGUCCAUACCAGACCAGAUAAUUUAAUAGCUGGAAGAGCUGAAAGUGUUCACUCACAGACCGAAAACACAUUAUCUAAUCAACAGCAGCAGCAACAGCAACAGCAGGUGAUGGAAUCAUCAGCUGCAAUGGUGAUGGAGAUGCAACAGAGUAUCUGCCAGGCUCAGAUUCAGUCGGAAUUAUUUCCUUCAACUGCUUCAGCAAAUGGAAAUCUUCAGCAAUCUCCAGUUUACCAGCAGACUCCUCAUAUGAUGAGUGCAUUACCUACCAGUGAAGACAUGCAAAUGCAAUGUGAAUUGUUUUCUUCUCCUCCUGCAGUUUCUGGAAGUGAAACUAAUACAACCACCACACAGCAGGUUGCAACCCCUGGCACUACCAUGUUUCAAACGUCAAGUUCAGGAGAUGGAGAGGAAACAGGCACACAAGCAAAACAGAUGCAGAACAGUGUCUUUCAGACCAUUGUCCAAAUGCAACAUAGUGGGGACAGUCAACCUCAAGUUAACCUUUUUUCAUCUACGAAAAGUAUGAUGAGUGUUCAAAAUAGUGGUGCCCAGCAACAAGGUAAUGGUUUAUUCCAGCAAGGUAAUGAGAUGAUGUCACUCCAAUCUGGGAAUUUUUUGCAGCAGCCUUCUCAUUCACAGGCUCAGCUUUUUCAUCCUCAAAAUCCUAUUGCUGAUGCUCAGAACCUUUCCCAGGAAACUCAAGGCUCUAUUUUUCACAGCCCAAGUCCUAUUGUUCACAGUCAGACUUCUACAACCUCCACCGAACAGAUGCAGCCUCCAAUGUUUCACUCUCAAAGUACCAUGGCUGUGCUACAGGGCUCUAAUGUUCCUCAAGAUCAGCAGUCAGCCAACAUAUUUCUUUCUCAAAGUCCAAUGAAUAAUCUUCAAGCUAAUGCAGUAGCCCAGGAAGAACAGAUUUCAUUUUUUGCAGCUCAGAACUCAAUUUCUCCACUUCAGUCAACGUCAAACACUGAGCAGCAAACUGCUUUCCAACAGCAGCCUCCAAUGUCACACAUUCAGACCCCCAUGCUUUCUCAAGAACAGGCACAACCCUCCCAGCAAGGUCUGUUUCAGCCUCAGGUAUCCCUGGGCUCCCUUCCUCCUAAUCCAAUGCCUCAAAACCAACAAGGGACAAUCUUCCAGGCACAGCACUCAAUAGUUGCCAUCCAGAGUAAUUCCCCAUCCCAGGAGCAGCAGCAGCAGCAGCAACAGCAGCAACAGCAGCAGCAACAGCAGCAACAACAACAGAGUAUUUUAUUCAGUAAUCAGAAUACCAUGGCUACAAUGGCAUCUCAAAAACCACCACCACCAAACAUGAUAUUCAACCCAAGUCAAAAUCCAAUGGCUAAUCAGGAGCAACAGAACCAGUCAAUUUUUCACCAACAAAAUAAUAUGGCCACAAUGAAUCAAGAGCAACAACAGCCCAUGCAAUUUCAGAACCAGCCCACAGUUUCCUCACUUCAAAACCCAGGUCCUACCCAGUCUGAAUCGUCACAGACUUCCUUGUUCCAUAGCUCUCCUCAGAUGCAGCUGGUCCAGGGGUCACCCAGUUCUCAAGAGCAGCAAGUAACUCUCUUCCUCUCUCCAGCAUCCAUGUCUGCAUUGCAGACCAGUAUAAACCAACAAGAGAUGCAACAGUCUCCUCUUUAUUCCCCUCAGAACAACAUGCCUGGAAUUCAAGGAGCCACAUCUUCACCUCAACCACAGGCUACUUUAUUUCACAACACUACAGGAGGCACAAUGAACCAACUACAGAAUUCCCCUGGCUCAUCUCAGCAGACUUCAGGAAUGUUCUUAUUUGGCAUUCAAAAUAACUGUAAUCAGCUUUUAACUUCUGGACCAGCUGCAUUGCCAGAUCAGUUGAUGGCCAUAAGUCAGCCAGGUCAACCACAAAACGAGGGCCAGCCACCUGUGACAACACUUCUUUCUCAGCAAAUGCCAGAGAAUUCUCCACUGGCAUCCUCUAUGAACACCAACCAGAACAUUGAAAAGAUUGAUUUGCUUGUUUCAUUGCAAAACCAAGGGAACAACAUGACUGGCUCCUUUUAACUGGAUAUAAAUUCCAUGAAGAAAAUCCUGAUUCCAAGAUGUCCUGAGAUCUUGUGAUUCCAUGAGGAUUAUUUAACUGUUACUUUAAAAACAAAAUGAAAUAUGAAAAACUAUGAUGGAGUAAAUGGAUAGAUUUUACUCUGGCGGCAAAUGAGCACACCUAUGCUGCCUGUUGCAGUGACUAGCCACCAUCGUUAACAUGUUCAGAUUUUGUAUUCCUAAUAGCACUGAUGACUGAGAAUCUGCUUGAGUUUCAAGCUGACAGAUUUAAUUGUUGCUAUUUUCCUAGGAGCUAUUUCUUUAAAAGUACAGUUUAAAUUUAAAAGCUGGACUGCUCAGUUAUUAUUGCUAUUAGAAAAUAACCCAUAUUGUCAUGUUUACUUUUGUUCUUUGUCAUUUUCUUUCCUGCAUUGUUUUAGUCAAAUAACAGCUUUUGAAAAAGGAAAAUUCAAAUAAUAACUAAGGCUGUGAUUUUUCAAUAUAAAAAGCACAGCUAUUGGCCAAAGUGAAGGAAUCCUUUUUCAGUUUUUAUAGAAAACUGGAGAGAUAGCAUUCUGACAAGUAAGCUGUAUUAAGAGCUUUACACAGAGAAGAGGCUUCUUUAUCACAAAGGCAGACAACACACAACUGGGAACAGCUGGAGUGCUAUUGAUUUUAUUUUUCAGAUUGUUGUUUAAUUCUCUGUAUUUCUGAUAAGGAGUUCAGCCAUAAGUACAUAGAAGAAUAAUUAUCUUGCUCUUUAAAAAGUGAAGGGGAUAAUAUUAUGGUAAAUUAUAUUCUGAUAUCCUCUUGCAGUAGUUUAAAUUGACACAGCAAUUUAAAUCUGUUUUCUUCUUAACCCAGUCUUGGGCUGGUUGUUCCCUUUUUAUAUUCAUCUAUAUUAUUCCCCUCCUUUUCACUUUAUUUUAAAAAAUUGGUAAUAUAUUCCUAGCUUUGUGACCCUGUAGCAUCUUAAGGAAAAGGCCACUUUGAUCUGGGGUAACCCAACAAGUCCUGCAGCACAGGUGGGAGGUGUAAGGAGAGCUGAUUUUCAGGAAUGAGGAGAGCUGAUUCCUGAGAAACAAAAAACAAUGCAUUUUUCUCCAUGAACGGUGCUGUUCUGAAGUCUUCAAAUUUUUCCCUCUAAUGGGAAACAGUAUAAAUUUUAAUUUUUAAAAGGCAAAGUAAAAUUUCUUGAAGCGUAACUUCUCCAUGAGCUGCAGUGAGUGUAAUUUACUUGUCACCUUAGUGCUUUACAGAUUGAAGUGGUCACUAUCUGAUGGUUCCCACAAGCCUUAGGCUUUACAGGGUCAUGUCAUUGACUUAAAAUGAAGAAUUAACUUGUGUUUCAUCUAUAGAGAGCAAAAUAACACACUCCAGAACUUGUAGUUGUAGCAGUUAUACAGUUUUGGGUGUUCUUACCACCCAUGGGAUGCUUGCUUCUCAUUACAACCUGUUGUCUAGACACAUGCUUAUGUCUUAUUUUUCUUUUGGCAUGUAGAAAGCUGUUAAUACAGUUUAAGGCCAAAUUGUGUGUGGCUUCUAUAUGUAGAUAAGAUGUUUUGGUAUCUUGUCAGUUUCAUUUAUUUUUUUAAGUGUACAAAAAAUAGCCUGUUGAUUGUUUGUUGAAGGCUAUUUUUCUAUUUGGUUUGUUGUUGUUGUUAUUGUUUUCUAUCCUAUACAUUUAGUUAAACUUAGUGGAAGUGUGGUCUUGGUUUUGUUUAUACAGCCAGUUUUUUCCCCUUUUUUGUGUGAUCUUCCUUGGUUCUUUGAAUGUGCUCUUCUUCUAAUUUGUUUUUUUUUUCUUACUCAUAUAUUCUUCCCAUCACCCCCAACCUUACUUUCUCUCUCUGAUUGAGAGGCAUUGAAUUACGUUUUCAGUAGUACAGGCUUCUUGCCGAUAUGAAGGGAACUUUUCAGAAAGAGACCUACUCUGGGUCAUUUAAUUUUGAAUACAGUUUUCAAUCGUUCAAGUUUUGGAUGGUUUAUAUCUAAUGUGUGUUUCAUUUUUUUGGAAAGCUAUAUUUUGUAUUUAGGAAAUGGUAUACUAUUUUGCUAUUUGUACUGAGUGAGUACAUUGGCAUAAAUAUAGAAAUUUAUAUAUAUACAUAUAUAUAAACUAUUCUUUUUUGCCACACAUUUUUGUGGUAAAUUUGUGAGUUAGUCUGAUGUUCUACCACAACGUGGCGUCUGAUAACAGUGAGGGGGGGUUUGUUAUGUCUUUAUUGAGUAUUUAAGUAUCUUUUGAAACAAAUGACCUGUUUAUCUGUGGCCAUUCCAUCAGGCAGUUCUUUGAUGUUCCUAGUGGGCUAAAGGCAGCUUACUGUGUGUUUGCUGGAUAUUUUACUCAGCAAAAUGUUAGAGUAAGGAAACCCAUCUAGGCAGUUGUGUCAAAUGGUGUUUCACGAGAAUGAGCCAUUCAGUCUUUGCUCACUAUAUAUUUAAUAUUUUAUUAUUGUUAUUAUUAUUAUUAAUUGGCCUUCUGUGUUCUAUGCUUUUUUAUUUAUAAAGACACUAAAAAUGUUUGUAAUUUUAAUAACAUUUUCCCCACCUUGUAAUAUCCAGAGCUACUUUAUAAAUUCUCUGAACUGAAAGCAUUUUCCUCAAUAUAUCUCUUCUCCCCCCAUCACUAUCGAGAAAAAUUACUCAAUAUAGUUCAGGUUAUGAGAAAGACCAGCCACACAAUCCAGUGCUUCAGUUUUAAAAUGUAAAACUCCAACUGCAGAGGGUUAACAAAUGCCAGAAAGCUUAUCCAGCAAGUAUAAAAAUAAGAAGUAGAAAUAAAAUACUGUAAGUUUAUUUCUGAGUUUUCUGAAUUUUUUUCUAAGAGAUUAAACAGGAGACUCAGGAAGUCUAUUUGUUCACCAAAUUCUAAUUAGAAUGUUAACAUUGCUCUAUGGAUGAAGUGGUGGCAAGAAGACUGGCUGUGUGCUGAUUUCUGUUGUUUAGCAAGAGGUUUAUCAUUGUAAAAUGCUGAUUGCCAAUGCCAAGUCACCAGGGACCAAUUUUCUGUUUUAUAAUAUCUAAGUUUAGAACAGAACAUACACCUGAAUGGUUUGAUUGGACAGAGGCAGAAAACCCAGUUUUUAUUUUCAUAAAAUUUGUGGUUAUUUAUACAAGGGCUGUGCUAUGCUACCAUAUUCUUAUUCAAUAAUGAUGUUGUGUGUUUUUUUUAACAUUAUCAAAUGCUCCUUAUCCCUAAAGGUCAAUGUUAGGUACAGCAUUCUGAAUAUACAAUUUGGUUACAAAAAUAUUUAUCUUCUUAUUGAAGAGUUAGCUUAGUAGUCAGUGGUUGAUACUUGUGCUAAUAAUACAGUUUCCAGAUUACUGUUACAAGUUAUUUAUGGCAGAAGGUCCUAAAUAAGUUAUGAACCACAUUUUAGUCCUUUGUUUUGUUAUUAUAUUCAAUUGUUCUUGCUUUAGCAACUCACAUUAAUGCUUGGAGCUUAUCUCUGUGUCUGUGUUAGUGUUUGUGUGUGUUGUAUUCCUUAUUGUCAUUCCAUUAUAUAUCCACACCAACAUGGGAGAAGAUAAUUAGAAGUCAUAAUUUUGCUUCUGAGCUUUAUCAUGUUACCUUUGUAGUUAGAGUCAUGUUUUUAUUUAGCCAAUGCAAAUCUGUUUUCACCAGUCUCCCUAGAACAGGUUUUUUUAGAGGACUUUGUUUGUUAUAGAUGCAGUAUUAAUGAGGGACCUUCCUUCCUUUCCUCUCCUUCUCCUCCUCCUCUUUCUCCUAU